AUGGCCGCUCUCGCAGGCUCCUCGCUAGCCCAGACAUCCGGUGCUGCAUACUGCAGCUCCCUCCAGAGCUCUUUCUUCAACACUCUCUUCGCGGCAGCGCCAACGACACCAGCAGCCAUCCUAGACGCCAUCGCAACAGCAACAGGCAUCCCCCCGCUCCCCACAACCAUCGACCCCAAGGCACACCAGGACCAGCUGUGCGCGAUCGCGUCAGCGCUGCCACAGUCGCUUUUGCCCGAAUUCCAAGAAUACGCUGGGGCUCAACUUGAGUUUGGCAGGGAGCACGAGGACGAGUUCUUCGAAUUCAUCUCUGCAUGUGUCCCCGAGCCCGCGGCCGCCAGCAGCGUCAGCUACCUCGAUCACGUUUUCACCGCCACCGGAAACAUUUGCACAGAGACGGAGACGGCUGCCCCGACUAGCACAGCUGCUCCCGCCUAUCCCACCCCGACUGGCUGCUCAGCCAAAAAGUUCCGCGCUUGA
Messenger RNA from Xylaria bambusicola, 480 nucleotides. RefSeq lists its product as uncharacterized. The record is from RefSeq and is a predicted model, not a curated record. Bases 1 to 480 code for a protein of 159 amino acids. Lineage: Eukaryota; Fungi; Ascomycota; Sordariomycetes; Xylariales; Xylariaceae. The transcript has a single exon.